This is a messenger RNA of Bipolaris zeicola 26-R-13, 1455 nucleotides long. RefSeq lists its product as uncharacterized. Gene Ontology annotation, molecular function: ATP binding; microfilament motor activity; actin filament binding. Gene Ontology annotation, cellular component: myosin complex; cytoplasm; vesicle. The transcript is spliced from 5 exons. The record is from RefSeq and is a predicted model, not a curated record. Gene Ontology annotation, biological process: actin filament organization; vesicle transport along actin filament. Bases 1 to 1455 code for a protein of 484 amino acids. NCBI's taxonomy places the organism in Eukaryota, Fungi, Ascomycota, Dothideomycetes, Pleosporales, Pleosporaceae.
AUGGUUGUUGAGUGGAGCAGUGGAAUCGUGGAGGGCGAGAACGACUUUUCCGGCAAGCGCUAUGUCUGGCUUAGGGAUCCAGCCACGGCCUUUGUCCGCGGUUGGGUCGUAGAAAACCUCCCCGAGGGAAGGAUACUGGUGCAAUGUGACAAUGGUACCCAACAGGAGGUCGACGCCGAUGCCAUUGACAAAGUCAAUCCCGCCAAAUUUGACAAGGCCGACGACAUGGCAGAACUCACACAUCUCAACGAGCCCUCGGUCAUCCACAACCUGCACAUGCGUUACCAAGCAGAUCUUAUCUACACUUACUCCGGCUUGUUCUUGGUCACAGUCAACCCCUACUGCCCACUGCCCAUUUACUCGAGAGAAUACAUAAAUAUGUACCGUGGACGGAGUAGGGAAGAGACCAAGCCGCAUAUCUUUGCAAUGGCCGACCAUGCCUUUCGAAAUUUGAUUGAGGAAGGCACAAACCAGAGUAUUCUCGUAACAGGAGAAUCGGGUGCUGGUAAGACGGAGAACACCAAGAAGGUCAUUCAGUACCUUGCUGCAGUCGCCAAUUCAGACACCCCACACACAAAGUCAGGAGGACGUCAGCUCUCAAACUUGUCUGAGCAGAUUCUGCGUGCCAAUCCAAUUCUCGAAGCCUUUGGAAACGCGCAAACGGUGCGAAAUAACAAUUCGUCUCGUUUUGGAAAGUUUAUCAGAAUCGAGUUUUCACGGACUGGCCAGAUUGCAGGCGCCUACAUUGAUUGGUAUCUCUUGGAAAAGUCAAGAGUGGUGCGGCUCAACUCGAACGAGCGCAACUACCACGUCUUCUAUCAGCUGCUGCGCGGUGCAGAUAGCAGGAUGAGACAAGAAUUCUUCCUGGAAAACAAGGAUACCGAGGACUUUGACUACACCAAGCACGGAAACGACGUCAUCUCCGGUGUGUCGGAUCCCGAGGAGUGGAAUGCUCUUAUCGAAGCCUUUCAUGUCAUGGGCUUCAGCGACCAAGAGCAAUCUACCAUUCUCAAGACCGUUGCUGCAGUUCUGCAUCUAGGAAAUAUUCGCGCUAUAAAAGAGAGCCGGCGAGCAGAUCAAGCAACCCUGAACCUUGCAGCUGAGCAACAAGCCGAGAUUGUUGCUCAGUUACUCGGAAUCUCUGUCGAUGAUUUUAUCAAGGCGCUUCUGCACCCCCGAGUAAAGGCAGGCAGAGAGUGGGUUGAGAAGGUGCAGACACCAGAGCAGGUCAACCUAUCCAUUGACGCGCUCGCCAAGGGUAUCUACGAGCGUGGUUUCGGAGACCUUGUUGACCGCAUCAAUCGUCAGCUGGACCAGACUGGUGCUGGUGCAGAUGAUUCGCACUUCAUUGCUUUGAGCAGCUUUGCAUCAAUUACACCAACGAGAAACUUCAACAGUUCUUCAAUCACCACAUGUUCGUCCUGGAACAAGAGGAAUACGCACGAGAGCAGAUAG